Messenger RNA from Chanos chanos (milkfish), 1122 nucleotides. Its product is annotated as probable isoprenylcysteine alpha-carbonyl methylesterase ICMEL2. The record is from RefSeq and is a predicted model, not a curated record. Gene Ontology annotation, molecular function: arylformamidase activity. The transcript is spliced from 8 exons. Lineage: Eukaryota; Metazoa; Chordata; Actinopteri; Gonorynchiformes; Chanidae. The coding region runs from base 1 to 1122 and encodes 373 amino acids.
AUGGUCAUAGAUCUCUAUCGGAUUUUUCUGAGGUACCACGUCUCUUUACCGGUGGCAGCUGGGGCACUGUUUGUGGGUAUCCCUUACAGCAUCUCACUUGUCGCCCAGUGGAUGUACGGGUGGCCCAAUAAACCCGGUUACCAAAAAUAUGUUGAGGCACUUAAACCCAGGAGGAUUUAUGGCCUGACUAGAGCUGUCCUGGAGAUGCUGAAGUAUUUACAGUAUGGGAAACUGUACUUUCAGUGGAAGUCAUGGUAUAAGAAUGUCCACAAUAAUAAACACUAUGUUAAAGGCAUUACCUUUGGUCGGCGAGGCAACAAACUGGAUUUGUACCAUUCUCCCAGUAUGGGCCAGUCAGGCUCUUCCCCUGUCAUCGUCUUUGUGUACGGAGGUGCUUGGGGCUCAGGUGAGAGGUCCAUGUACUGUCUGUUAGCCCUGCAGAUGGCCAAAGAGCUGAAUGCCGCUGUGGUGUGCCCUGACUACUCAACUUAUCCAAAGGGCAACGUUUUGAACAUGGUUCAGGAUAUUUCGGACAGCUUGGUCUGGCUGAAGGAGAAAGGACGUAUGUACAAUAUUGAUACAGACAGGAUUGUUCUGAUAGGUCAUUCGGCGGGGGCACAUCUGUGUGCACUGACCACGCUGUUUCUGGCCGCCUGUGCUGAGGAGCUCGCCAUUCACUCGGCCAAACAGAGGGAGAUUACAUCAGCUCUCAAAGGAAUUAUCGGGCUUAGUGGAGUAUACAACAUUAUAGACCAUUAUCAACAUGAAAAGAUGCGCGGUGUGGAAUAUGUCUCCACAAUGCACAAAGCCAUGGAUGGAGUGGAAAACUUUGAAUAUUACUCACCCACUGAUAUGAUUAAGAAAUUCACUGAGGACCAGUUAAAAAGAGUCCCUCCUGUUGCCUUACUCCAUGGGGCCAAUGACAUCAUAGUUCCAGUGGAAUCUUCCUUGCGAUUCUCCGAGGUGCUGACCUCACUCUCCGUGAAGGUGUCCCUCUACCUCCUGCCCAAAAUAGACCACACCGAGAUGGUCACCAGCCUCAUGUCCCCUGACCGCCAUUUUUAUCACACCGUCUACAGCUGCAUCAAACAGGAGUACAACAAAUUCAUAGCGCUCUUUUGA